CUUCAAGACUGUCAAACGCCAUCAAAACAAAACAAGAACGACUAGUUCAUCAACGAGUGAAAUGUCCUCGCAAUUGCUACUCACCCCUUUCCGGUACUACCAGCAAUCUGUUCUUGCUUGCUUUCGACAGUCAUUCAUCCGGUUUUACGCAACGCCAACAACUAGCAGCUCGUCGGAGAUUGCACCAGAAGAACCUACGGAGGAGGAACAACCGGUAGUUUUCGUGGAUGAUGAGAAUCUGCAAGCCGAGCGAGAAGCUUAUAUUGAAAAGAUUCGAAAUAAGUCACGUCUGCUACCGCAGCACAGAAACAUGUUACACGGCCAGCUUCCUUACGAGGAGUCACAGUCCUGGAUACAUGAUACGGUGAAAUACAAGCGAAUGAUGUUGGGCAGAUACGGCAUUGAGAGCAGCAAAGUAGAUCCACGAAUCGUUUUUCCGACAAAGCUUGAAGCCCACGAGAAAGCUGAGUACGAGAGGGUCGCAUUUCCUUACUCCUUACAGGAAAUGAUGACUGCCAAUCGGAAAGCAAAAGAGGAACAGGUUGCCCGCAUUAGAACCCGGGAAGCAGAUAUUGCUAAGAAAAUGGAAAAGUUGGACCAGUGGACUGCGGAUUUGAAUGCACGUAUCGCUAAAAAGGAGGCCGACGCACUAGCAGCUAAACAGCGUAAAGAUAGACUGGUGGAAGAGGUACGACGCCACUUCGGAUUCAAAGUUGAUCCUAAAGAUGAACGCUUCCAAGAGAUGCUGGCGCAGAAGGAGAAGGAAGAUCGCAAAAAGGUCAAGGAAGCUAAGCGAAAGGAGAAGGAAGUUAAGAUGCUGGAAAAAUUGAAGAAACGUACAGCGGAACUGCAGGACGAGGAUACGAAAGAUGAAUUAGUAGCUAGCAAGUAAAAUUUUAGCAUUGGUUCCCAAGUCAGUAAUUUAUUUAACGGAUGCCAAUUUCCUAUCAAUAAAUUAGAUUACAGUAGUAA
Topomyia yanbarensis is the source of this 972-nucleotide messenger RNA. RefSeq names its product large ribosomal subunit protein mL64 (gene CRIF). Gene Ontology annotation, cellular component: nucleus. Bases 62 to 892 code for a protein of 276 amino acids. The record is from RefSeq and is a predicted model, not a curated record. Lineage: Eukaryota; Metazoa; Arthropoda; Insecta; Diptera; Culicidae. The transcript has 3 exons.